ACUUUGCCCAGUGCCUCUCUCUGUUAGCUACUUUUUGCUUCCUUCUUCCUUGGAAAGAGGGGCCCUGGUCCAAGCACGGAGGAGCUUCGAGCCUAUAUAUUACGGCCUGUGCUCCGUCUGAGCUUCUGUCUUCUUUCCCUCCAUCAUCUUGCCUUUCCUUCGUGGAUUCGCUAUUUACUGCAACCCAAGACCUGGUCGGUAUACAGGUCGUUCAUCACCUUCAUCACUUUCAUCUUUGUUGCUGGUUCGGCUUGUGCCCUCGCAUCAUCCCACAUCACACCAAUGUUCAAGUCAUACUCGCACAUCCUAUCCCACAAGCGGAGAAGAAGCAAGAGCAGCGCCGUGCAGAUCCUCUCCGCUGCGCAGUCCGAGCCCAGCUCCCCGACCCAGACCGUCCACGAUCCCAUCGAGAUCUGGGCCCACUCCCAGCCCCUCUCCGUCAGUGAGGAGCAGUUGCAGGGCUGCUUCACCACCCUCGUUCCCCGUAUCCACAAGUACGAUCAUGUCGCCCAACGCGGGAGCGAUCGCUUCGUCCAGGACUUGACGGCUACCCUCGCCGCCGAGGAGGGCAAGGAGCCCACCAGCUACCUGUCCUGCCCCGUCGGCAACUACGCCAGCUUCCUCUACCCCGAAUGCUUGCCCGAGCGCCUCGAGCUCGUCGCCUACCUGACCGAGCUCGGCAGCCUGCAUGAUGCCCAGGGAAAAUCGAACGACCGGACGACGGACAAGCCUGACGAGCACGUGGAGUCGCCCCGCGCCGAAGCCCGGAAGAAGCUGCUGGAGAAGGCGGUAGCCGAGAUCACGGAGAAGGAGAUCGAUGGAAACGAUAUCAUUGACAGCUACCGGAGCAACUGGCUGGUCACGCCCGAGGUCCCCACGGCCGAUAACUGCGCCAACCUCGACGACUAUGUGGCUCGCAGACGCCUCAACGCCGGUAUCGAUGUGUACUGGACCCUGAUGGGCUUCGCCCAUGGCACCCGCCUGGGCAAGGAAGACCAGGCCAUCGUGCGGGAUGCGCUCGACGCCGCCGAGCGCACCAUGUUCUUCACCAACGACUACUACAGCUGGCCCAAGGAGAAGCGCGAGACGAAGCGGCGCCCCGUGGCCAACGUCAUCCUGUUCCUCAUGCAACACCAGAACAUGUCCGAGGAGGAUGCGGUCGCCAAGACCAAGGAGCUCAUCGUCCAGAACGAGCAGGAGUUUGUCAAGCGCCGCGAGGCGCUCUACCAGGCCAACCCGGAUCUCGCCCCCAAGCUUCGCAAGUGGAUGGAGGUCCUGGGCUCGUCCCUGGCCGGUAUCCACUACUGGUCCAAGAACACCCCCCGCUACGCUGUCCCUGACACGAUCGAGGAGAGCGAAGAGGAGGAGAGUGAGCACGCUUCCGUCGCGGAGGACCACUCGUCCGAGGGAGACGCCACUGCUGAAGACGAGGAGGACGAGGAGGAAGACGAUGAUGAGGAUGAGGAUGAGGAGGAAGAGGAGGUUGAGGCCGAAGAGCGGGAGCAGGAGGCAGAGCAUGUAGAGGAGGCGGCUCAGCCCGAAGAGGAGGAGGAACCUCAGAACGCGGCUGUCUGGACUCCUUUGGUGGAAGAGCCUGCUGCCCCAGUCGUGCAACUCAACACGCUACCCCUUUUGGCUCCGGCCGGCUACAUGCGGUCGAUCGCCAUCACCGACCUGCAGAGCGAGCUGCUGGGCGCCCUCAACGUCUGGCUGCAGGUCCCCAACCGCCCGCUGACCUACAUCAAGCAGAUCAUCAACGAGCUGCAGGACUCGACCCACAUGCUGGCCGACAUCCAGGACCACGCGACCCACCGCAGCCAGCGCACCCCGGCCCACCAGGUGUUCGGCCGGGCGCAGUGCAUGAACAGCGCCGCCUACACCUUCGUGCGGGUGGCCAAGAUCGUCAACAGCCUCAAGUGCCCCGGUAUGCUGGACGGGCUGCUGGAGGAGCUCGAGGCCCGCUUCAUCGGCCAGUCGUGGGAUCUGGACUGGCGCACCACCUACCAGGCCCCCUCCGAGCAGGAGUACCUGACCAUGGUGGACCAGCGCUCCGGCUCCACCUUCCGCCUGCUCGUGCGCCUCAUGCAGGCCGCCAGCAUGGAGGGCUCGUCCCUGGACUUCGAGCCCCUGGCCAAGCUGCUGGGCCGCUGGUACCAGAUCCGCCACGAGUACCUGGGGCUGCUCGGCCGCGGCGAGGACCUUGACCACGGUAAGAUCGUCUACCCGAUCGUGCGCUGCUGCAACCUGGACCCGGCCGCCAAAACGGUCAUCCUGGGCAUCUACCGCCAGAAGGCCGUCGAGGCCCCGCUGUCGCCGGAGAGCAAGACGCAGAUCCUGGACCUGCUGCACCGCACUGGCGCCCUGCAGGCCACCUACGAUCUGAUCCGCCAGCUCGGCCGCGAGGUGAACAAGACGGUGACCGAGCUCGAGGCCGCCGCGGAGGAGUUGAACCCCGCCCUCCGCGGCCUGGUCAAGUCUCUGAGCGAGCUGCCCAUUCCGACUGCUUUGUGAGAACCGGACCGGAAAGAAAACUGGAACUGAUACCCUAUGAUUUAUAAUGCCCUAAUGACUCU
Aspergillus uvarum CBS 121591 is the source of this 2573-nucleotide messenger RNA. Its product is annotated as geranylgeranyl pyrophosphate synthase. The transcript has 3 exons. The record is from RefSeq and is a predicted model, not a curated record. The coding region runs from base 283 to 2511 and encodes 742 amino acids. NCBI's taxonomy places the organism in Eukaryota, Fungi, Ascomycota, Eurotiomycetes, Eurotiales, Aspergillaceae. Gene Ontology annotation, molecular function: prenyltransferase activity. Gene Ontology annotation, biological process: isoprenoid biosynthetic process.